This is a messenger RNA of Meloidogyne enterolobii, 705 nucleotides long. NCBI's taxonomy places the organism in Eukaryota, Metazoa, Nematoda, Chromadorea, Rhabditida, Meloidogynidae. The record is from the annotation of a GenBank genome assembly.
AUGAGCGAAAUUCAAGAUCUUUCUACUGAUGUUGUCGCAACUACACGAGAUGUGGGGAUAUUGUAUUUACGUCUUCGACAAAUAGAAAAUUGGGCUGAAGAGGAACACAAUUUCCCCCACCCUUUAUUUCCCUUGGGGCCAAGAAUAGCGGCUGUAACCGCUCGAAUAAGAGCGAGAGUACUUAAUCAAGAACAACAACAACAAAGUGUACCGCCACAAGAAAAUGGAAAUCAUGAUCAGAUUGUACCACAACAACAACAAUUAACAUCAUCACAAGGCUGUUCAGAUUUAUUAGCAACAAUAAAAAAGGAAAUGGCGAACAACAACAAUAAUAAUAUGGAUUUAGAUUUGGGUCUAGCCAGAUUAAUGGAUAGACUUAGUCUAAAAGUUGAUAAUUUGAAAGAUGAGAAAGAGGAGUUGCGUGCCCAGGUGGAGGCACAACACCUGGUGAUAGCUGGCCAGCGCCAGCGGAUACACGUUCUGAGGGAAAUGUCCCGGCACCUCCUGUUUCGAGUUGAAAUGCUCGAACAUUGGGCGGUACAGACCGCAAUUGGAAAUUUUAACCGGGUGUUUCCGCCAGUUGAUGAAGAGCUGAUACUUCAGCAUCAGCAUAUGGAGGUGGAUCCUCCUCAACAACAACAACAACAGGCUGAGAAUCCUGUUGAUGAGGAAAUGAAUGACGAUACGAGCAGUGAAGAGGAAUGA